AUGCCACUCAUUCGUUUUUUGUUUACUCUCAUUUCCUUCGUCAACUUGAGCAUAGCUGGCUAUGUUCUCCAAGAUGACUACAACUCUGCAGCAUUCUUCGACAUGUUCGACUUCUUUACAGAACCGGACCCGACUCACGGAUUCGUUCAGUACAUUGACCAAGGCUCAGCAUGGAACUCCGGUCUGAUUGGCAACGCGAACGGCAAGGUCUACAUUGGAGUCGACCAUACAAAUGUCCAACCCAAUGGUCGUCCCAGUAUUCGCUUGACAAGCAAGGCCGCCUAUAACUCCGGUAGUCUCGUCAUCCUCGACCUCGACCAUAUGCCUGGCAACGCCUGUGGCGCAUGGCCUGCAUACUGGAUGGUUGGACCUAGCUGGCCCAAUGGUGGUGAGAUUGAUAUCAUUGAGGGUGUGAACACACAGAACCACAACGCCAUGACAUUGCACACGGCAGACGGCUGUUCCAUCUACGACAAUGGCAACUUCACUGGCAAUCUGUACUCGGAUGACUGUUACGUCAAUGCAGCGGACCAAACCAACAACCUAGGAUGUCAGAUUUCCACUAAUCAGUACAACACCUACGGUGACGGCUUCAACAACGUGGGAGGUGGUGUCUACGCCAUGGAAUGGACCGACGAAGCGAUCAGCAUUUGGUUCUUCCAGCGUGGUGCCAUCCCCUCGAACGUCCUAAGCUCCAACCCCCAACCCGACUACACUUGGGGAACGCCACUCUCUCAAUUCACAGGCUGCUGUGAUAUCCCCGAGUUUUUCUCGGACAACCAGAUUGUUUUCGAUGUGACCUUUUGCGGCGACUGGGCCGGUAGCGUUUGGAGCAGCGACUCUACAUGUUCUGCUCUGAGCGGCUCCUGCACCGACUACGUCGCCAACAACCCCCAAGCAUUCAACAAUGCCUAUUGGUCCAUCAACUCUCUGAAAGUCUUCGAG
Molecule: messenger RNA, 945 nt
Organism: Aureobasidium namibiae CBS 147.97
Lineage: Eukaryota; Fungi; Ascomycota; Dothideomycetes; Dothideales; Saccotheciaceae
Exons: 1
Biological process (GO): glucan catabolic process
Molecular function (GO): hydrolase activity, hydrolyzing O-glycosyl compounds
Source: RefSeq, a predicted model, not a curated record